GAGAGAGAGAGAGAGAGAGAGAGAGAGAGAGGGAGAGAUACUCAGAUAUGGAGAAGAUACUGCAUAAAAAUCUGUAUGUAAAUGGAAUAAACAUGCACAUAGCAGAGAUAGGUGAAGGCCCAGCUGUCUUGUUCCUCCAUGGCUUCCCUGAACUUUGGUACUCAUGGCGCCACCAGAUGCUCUCUCUAUCUUCCAAAGGCUAUCGGACCAUCGCCCCGGACCUCCGUGGCUACGGCGACACCGACGUCCCGCCUUACGCCACCAGCUACACCGCCUUCCACAUAGUGGGGGAUCUGGUGGCCUUGCUUGACGCCCUGGGGCUGGACCAAGCGUUCCUGGUCGGUCAUGAUUGGGGCGCAGUCAUGGCCUGGUACUUCUGCUUGUUCCGGCCUGAUCGGAUUAAGGCCUUGGUUAACACAAGCGUUGUGUUCCACCCUAGGAGUCCUUCUAGGAAGCCAGUACCUUCGCUGAGAGCUCGCUUUGGUGAUGAUUACUAUAUCUGCAGAUUUCAGGAACCUGGAGAGGCAGAAGAAGAGUUUGCCCGUGUUGAUACUGCAAGGCUAAUAAAGAAAUUUCUGAUAUGUCGCCAGGCAGGCCCACUUUGUGUACCUAAAGAAGUAGGAUUUGGGGGUUCACCUGAUACUAUAAUUACACUGCCCUCUUGGUUGUCAGAAGAAGAUGUCAACGUUUAUGCCACCAAAUUUGAACAGACUGGCUUCACCGGUGGAUUGAACUACUAUCGAGCUAUGGACCUAAACUGGGAGCUCACAGCACCAUGGACUGGGGUUCAAAUAAAGGUGCCAGUUAAGUUUAUUGUGGGUGACCUGGACCUGACCUACAAUACUGCUGGUGUCAAGGAAUAUAUACACAGUGGCACCUUCAAAAAAUUUGUGCCAUUUUUGCAGGAAGUAGUUGUAAUGGAAGGAGUAGCUCACUUUAUCCAACAAGAAAAACCUGAGGAAGUCAGCCAACACAUCUUUGACUUCAUCCAGAAGUUCUGAUUUACAUGGAGUAUUCAACAUCCCCCAUGUUUCUGUAAGUUUAAGUGAAUGUUCCUUAAAAUGUUUACAAUAAGAUUUGCUCCUCUAAAAAGCAAUAGGAGGAUGUCAUGAGGCUUAUGUUUUGUCAUCCAACCUCUAGUUGUGUCUACUUUUCUCUGACAUUGAACACAAUAUAACUGCAAAGCAUAGCUGAAAUUAUGAGUAAAAUUGUUCUCUUCCCCUAUGGUUGUUAGGGGGGUCAUAUUAGGACUGUUGGACUUUGGCAUAAGAAUGAGUUGGUUUAGGAUUGGACCAGUAUAGAGUGAUGGCCACUCCUAAUGAGGCCGCACUCAUUAUUUUGCUGGGAAAAAGGAUACUGUAUAAGAG
This is a messenger RNA of Ilex paraguariensis (yerba mate), 1367 nucleotides long. NCBI's taxonomy places the organism in Eukaryota, Viridiplantae, Streptophyta, Magnoliopsida, Aquifoliales, Aquifoliaceae. The record is from the annotation of a GenBank genome assembly.